Molecule: messenger RNA, 2886 nt
Organism: Vespula pensylvanica (western yellowjacket)
Lineage: Eukaryota; Metazoa; Arthropoda; Insecta; Hymenoptera; Vespidae
Product: urea transporter 2-like
Exons: 10
Coding region: 192-1382 (396 amino acids)
Biological process (GO): urea transmembrane transport
Cellular component (GO): membrane
Molecular function (GO): urea transmembrane transporter activity
Source: RefSeq, a predicted model, not a curated record
UGAAUAUUACGCGAGGAGAAGUUUAACCAAUUUUUCUUUUUUAUCUGUACCAAAGAGUUAACGAGUUAAGAAAAACAAUGUACACAUUUUUAUCAUCAUGAUACUUAUCUUUGUACGGUGGGGUAUUAUGGAGUAAUGAUUAAGAAGACUCGAGUGUUGUCAGAAGAUGAUGUUCUUAGUGCGAAUCUACAAUGUCUGAGAGAAAAGUUCGUACAGCUUCCUACAUGGAGGAACGCGCGCAGGGAGCAUGCGUUGGUGAUUUUGUUCUUUUGAAAAAGUUUUUGGCGGAGAAGAAUAAACCAAUUUGGAUUCCUUUGCAAUUAUUGGAUGCUUUGUUGAGAGGCUAUGGCCAAGUCGCGUUCGCUAAUAAUCCACUAAGUGGAUUGUUAAUAGUAAUCGCUUUAGGAGCAACGGCACCAAAGAUCUUGGCCUUUUCUGCUGCGACCGGCUUUCUAGGUCUUUUACUUUCCAUGCUGAUGAAGGAUUCUCAACACGUUAUAGAAAAUGGAUUGACCGUAUUCAAUCCACUUUUAAUCGGUGCCCUGUCGUGCGGUUUGGUACCAAACUUUUAUGGCGAAUUCGAUGCUUUUAGUUAUCUACUUAUACUCAUAGGAACCAUAAUCAGUGUUUAUCUGACUCGCUCUUUGGGGACUGAUAAAUUUCCAUGCACGGUGUGGCCGUUUAAUCUGGUUGAAUUAAUAUUACUUUUUGUUUUUACCACGCAAAAUAGUUUCGUCGAAUCGUUACAAAUUGAAAGCAUAGACAAUGCAACAAGUGAUGCAAGGACAGACGAUGCCAGUUUUAUCGCGGAGAACGUAACAGACGUUAACGUCGACUGGGGAAUGGUUUUCCGAGGAAUGGUCGUCUCAUCGUCGCAAUUGUUCAGCGUGGACAAUGUCGUAGCAGGAGCUGUUAUUUACUUAGCAGUUUUAAUUUAUUCUCCAGCCACUGCUGGAUUUUCUUUUGCAGGUGUAUUUAUUGGUACACUCGCAGGCUUAGAACUUGGGGCACCACACAAUGAGGUAUUCACGGGAUUGUGGGGAUUCAACUGUUUCUUGACUGGUGCCGCCUUAGGAGGUAAUUUAUUCGUUAUUAAUAUACAGACUGCUGUUGCAACCCUCGUAGCGAUCGUCUACACGGUGGUACUUCAAUACGUCCUUCGAAUUAUAUUUGGCAAAAUUGGUUUACCAUUUCUAACACUGCCCUUUGUAAUUAGCACGAGUUUGUUUCUAAAAUUACGAAGUGCAUCGUCGAGCGCAGCUUUUCCAAAACCAUUGCAAUCUUCUUACCCCGAGAAACAACGUCACGAUUAUCUUAUAAACAGAAAGCGAAUCUUGCAAGAGAACGUCGACGAUUCCGAGAUGGAUUCUGCACUUCCUUAGGAUCAGAAGAAUACAAUCAAUUACUCCUUGGAAUAUAAUUAAAUAUAUUAUACUGGGUUAUUAUACCAUUUGUUGUGUAUAGGGUAUUUGUAUUAAUAUUUGUAUUCAUAUUUCUUUUGCUUAGAAAAAUACCGAAAGGACAUUUACUGAAAUCUCCGUGUAAAUAUCUCUCAUUUUUCUGUAAUACUUCGAUAAGUCACGAAUAGGAAGUUUCCGAGAUAUCACGAUUUGAUCGUUCCAUCAACGUGAAGUAUCCAGAUCGAAUUUUAUUACGUUAGCAAUUUUACGGAUGAAUGGAAAAUUCUGAAGAAACGGAGAGGUCGAUACUUUGUCGAAAUUCCAUGUUUAUCGAAAUAUUGCUUAUCUUUGGAAAAAAAAUUCUAAUCUCGAUAAAAUUCUUUAUUCGCCGCGUCUGUAAUAUAUAUCAAAUCAAGCUGCGAACGUGCUAAUCUCGUUAUCUGAGAAAGGCGAGAAAAAGUGGCGUUAAAUUCGUGGAUCUCGGUAGCACUUUCGACAAGAUCUGAAACUGUAGAUACUUCUAUGCGUUUGCAUAUAAGAAGCCACAGGUCGAUCGAUAAAAUUUAUACGAUCACUUUCACCGUUGCGGUUUAUAAAUUUAAGCGUGAUAUUUUAUCGCCAAGCCACGAGAUUUACAAUAUAUGCACAAUGCAAUCUUUCUUCCCUUUCAUCUCGAAUGGACGUAUAUCGAAUUUGCGAUUUUAUGAUUCUCGCGAGCGUCCAUCUUCUGGAGUACGAAAUGGUGUUCCAUUAACAUCAAAAAGUCUUGCCAAUUUUCGAAUAUACAAAAAAAAAAAAAAAAAAAUACAAGUAAAAAAGGGAAAAGGUAUAUCGUUUGAAAAUGUUCUCAUGCGUUAGAUCGCUAGUAAUAUCGCGAGAAGAAUAUAAUCGGAGACAGAAUAGAGCAAUAUAAAAGUUUUUACCUAGUAAACUUUUUGAUCGCGUAGCAACGAAUACGAUUCAACUGGAGAAUUUAAUGUAAAACUCUGCAUGCGAUGCAUAAAAUCUAUAUCCUCGAGCGAGAGGACACUGUUAUCGGCUCUACUUCGAUGUCGUUAUCGCGAAAUUCCAUUUCGUUCUAUUCGCUUUAUUUGAAAACUUGUUCGAUUUUACAAAGGACGAUUUCUUUUCCAAAUACUUUUCUUUUACAUUCGAACGAUUUCAUUGGCAGACAUUGGAAAGUUUUACAAAGAUAAUCCUUUAAAAAUAUCGAUCAAGACAGUUCUUUAUUCGCUAGCACGUAAGAUAGAUAGCAAUAAUACGAUUAUGUAAAUUUCAUUUUCCAGAGUCUAGUUUUGAGAUAUAGCAAGGAGAAUCGUAAGAAGGGCGCCACCACGGAUCGAAGUGGUUCAAUAAUACAACUAUUCCUUUUUACGAUCUUUUUAAUAGACACACAAAUAUCCCAUUUGUUAUUUCGCAAUAAUAUAUGACAUUUUUAUUCGAAGAAAAAUACUUUGGAAAGAAAAAUAAGAGAGGAAGAGGUUAA